AUGCAUGACAUAUCUCCCAUGCCUUUCACCAUUGCUUCUGCGUUUUUGUCUAAUGAUCUGGCCGAAAAACUGGAACCGUACAUGGACGGGGUAAUAGUUGAAGAAAGCGCCGAGUGGGAUGAAGUAAAUGCCUACAAGGCGUAUGGGGAUGCCCGUCUGGUUGUUCGAGUACUCGGACAGAUCCAAGGCCGCAGAGGCCGCCAAAAUAUCCUGGGUCACUAG
This is a messenger RNA of Sphaeroforma arctica JP610, 222 nucleotides long. RefSeq lists its product as hypothetical. The transcript has a single exon. The coding region runs from base 1 to 222 and encodes 73 amino acids. The record is from RefSeq and is a predicted model, not a curated record. NCBI's taxonomy places the organism in Eukaryota, Ichthyosporea, Ichthyophonida.